Phaedon cochleariae (mustard beetle) is the source of this 1369-nucleotide messenger RNA. Lineage: Eukaryota; Metazoa; Arthropoda; Insecta; Coleoptera; Chrysomelidae. The record is from the annotation of a GenBank genome assembly.
UCUUGUCACUUGUCACUAGUUAGUCUUGUCUGAUUGGAAAGAUUAUUCAGUCAGAUUCAGAUUAAUUUUAUAUAAUAAUAUCAAUAAUAUUAUAUAGUUGCUCAAUUUUCAUUCAAAUCUAUAUCAAUCCAUCUAUUCUAUGUUACAUGAAGCAAAAGUACCAUGUUUACACCAACUUCCGUAUCAUUGUCGGGCCCAGCAUUCUCAUUUCUCCUGUAUGAAAAUAGUAAAUGCCGCUUUCAACAAGAAGGAUUUCUAAUUGGGGAAAUUGUUGAGAAAGAGACAAAGACAAUUACUGAUAAUGAUCAACAACAAGUUAACAUUACAAAAACCAUAAAAAUAAAUUCUGCCAUACCCUGUCCUUACUCCCAUUUUUUUUAUAGUGGUUCAGGGAAGCUUCAUAAAGAGAAACUAUCAGACUUUUUGGGUACUCAUGUGGAUAGAGUUGUGGCCUGGUACAAGUAUCAACGUGUUGGAAAUCUGAAGUUCACUUUAAGGGACAAUAUUAUACAUAGUCAGUUGAUGGAUUUCUUUCAAAUACCACCUGAACUAUUCACCUGUUGUUUAUUGAAUAAUGAAAUAUCUGAGAAUGGGUCAACAUACACUUAUUCACAAACAUUUUUGAGAGUUAAUAAUCAGAGAAUUGAUAGGUUGCCAAUUACAAUACCCAAUCUGAGUGAACCAAAUGAUACUUACAAAAACUCUGAACCUGCCUCUGAAACCUUCAGGAAAAUUCUUGGUGAUUUGAAAAUUGACAGAAGAUCCACUCAAGGAUCUGUGGUGAUAAACAGAAUUCAAAAUGCUUUACAAAAACAUAUAGAUAGUGUUGUACAGAAGUUAUCAGAGUCUGAGCAGUAUAUAUAUGAAUUGGAAGAAGAUUUACACACACUUCAAAUUUCACAGAAGUUGAAGAAAAUGAAUGAAGAAUUAAUUUCAGAAAAUGCAUCACCAACAAGAACAUCUGAAUCAGAAGAUAGUCCAAGGGUUUAUCAUGGUAUAGAUAGCACACCAUCUGAGAAGGAAAGCUCCCCUGAACUGCAGCGCAAAACUGGCAGGGCUGGCAGUGUUCGUGGAAGGGGUGGGAAGAGAGGCUUAUUUAAUGAUAAGGAGACCAAAGCAACAAGAAGGCCUUCAAGGACUGAAAAACUGAUUAAAACUUCAGAAGACUAGAUUUCUUUUAUAUUAUAUUGACAGCAAUUUACAGAACAUGUGUUCAUCUCUUUCAGAAACCACACAAGAACAUACCUUAAGUUUAUAUGGAGAACAAAGGCAAACAUGGAUUUUUUGGAGAUAACAGAAACAAUACAUGUUUCACAAUAUUCUGAUUGCUGCCCUGAGGCAUUAUGAUUUUUUUAAAUGGAACAUCCUG